Salarias fasciatus (jewelled blenny) is the source of this 6361-nucleotide messenger RNA. RefSeq names its product membrane-associated guanylate kinase, WW and PDZ domain-containing protein 1-like. Gene Ontology annotation, biological process: signal transduction. Gene Ontology annotation, cellular component: cell-cell junction; cytoplasm. Gene Ontology annotation, molecular function: protein binding. NCBI's taxonomy places the organism in Eukaryota, Metazoa, Chordata, Actinopteri, Blenniiformes, Blenniidae. The coding region runs from base 29 to 4891 and encodes 1620 amino acids. The record is from RefSeq and is a predicted model, not a curated record. The transcript has 24 exons.
GGGUUCGGUCUGGGACUUACGGUCAACCAUGUCAAAAGUCAUCCAGAAGAAGAACCACUGGGUCACCAAAGUGAACGAAUGCGCCGUCGUGCGGGACUCUUGCGGGGAGAUAAACGUGGAGCUGCGCGGAGGAGCGGAGAACGGAGAGUUUCCCUACAUCGGCCAAGUUCGAGAGGAUGCUGUGCUUUUCCAGGACGGGAAACUGUGCGAGGGGGAGCUGCUCCUGGAGGUGGAGGGGCUGUCUGUGCCUGGAUUACCCCUCUAUGACAUUUUCACUGUGAUCCACUGCUGCAAAGGUCCCGUCAGGUUAAAAACUGUGCGUCAAGGUCACAAGCUCAACAAAGACCUGAAACACUACCUCAGCUUGAGGUUUCAGAAAUCUUCCCCCGACCAUGAACUGCAGAAGACCAUCCGAGCCAAUCUGUACCGCCACGCUGUGCCUUGUACAACCCGCCCCCCUCGAGACGGCGAGGUCCCAGGGGUGGAUUAUAACUUUCUGUCUGUGGAGGACUUUCUAGAACUUGAGGAAAGUGGCACACUACUGGAAAUAGGAACGUAUGAAGGUAACUAUUAUGGGACCCCCAAGCCGCCAAGGCAGCCCAUCAUUGGGACAGUGAUUCUCAGUGAUGCAGACUCCCACCGGUCCACCCCGACACGCACCAAGUCUUACAAUGACAUGCAAAACGCCCGCGUAGUGCCUGCUGACGACGAUGAUGACGACCAGGCCACGGAAAUGAACAACAGUUUUACAGGAUCCUUAGUGCGUAGUCUCUUCCCCUCUCCUUUGUUGUGCACAGGUAACCCUAACGACCAGGACGAGAGCCGCGGCGGCAUCCUCCGGCCGUACCCUGCACGUGACAAUGCUCCAUCCUGUGGUCUGAACAAUGCGGCCACCUCCACUGCAGAGAGCGGGCAGCAGACGCUCGCCGAGCCGCAGGUCUCCCCGGAAGACCCGCUGGGACCGCUGCCCGAGAACUGGGAGAUGGCCUACACUGAGAACGGAGAACUUUACUUCAUAGACCACAACACAAAGACCACAUCAUGGCUGGAUCCUCGGUGUCGAGACAAAGCGUCCAGGCCUUUGGAGGAGUGUGACGACGAUGAAGAAGGGAUCCAUACGGAGGAUCUGGAGAGUGAUCUCGAGCUCCCUCCAGGAUGGGAAAGAAUAGACGACCCGGUGUACGGGGUCUACUAUGUAGAUCAUAUAAACAGGAAGACUCAGUAUGAAAACCCAGUGGUGGAGGCGCGGCGUCGAAAAAUCCUGGAACAGCAGCAACAGCCGCAGCCUCCAGAAGGUGAGCGGUAUAUUCGAGAUGUUUGCUCUUUAUUGGAACCCCCUGGACGAAUAGAGUGGAUAGAGGAGCACUCCUCAGCAGCAGCUCCGCUGGCAAACUACGCUCCAAACCACCUGGAGACCUACAGGGACCCACAGGUCCCACCAACCCUACCUCCAGGCCCUGCAGGAGUGAAAAGAGGGAAACCUUUCUUCACGAGAAACCCUGCGGAGCUCAAAGGAACCUUCAUCAACACCAAGCUGAAGAAAAGUCGCAGAGGUUUUGGCUUCACUGUAGUUGGAGGCGACGAGCCGGACGAGUUCCUGCAGAUCAAAAGUCUGGUGCUGGACGGGCCUGCAGCUGUGGACGGCAAGAUGGAGACAGGCGAUGUGAUAGUGAGCGUGAACGACACCAUCGUGCUGGGCUACACCCACGCUCAGGUGGUGAAGAUCUUCCAGUCCAUCCCCAUCGGCUCCAUGGUGGACCUGGCCUUAUGCCGCGGCUACCCGCUGCCCUUUGACCCCGAUGACCCCAACACCAGCCUGGUGACCUCAGUGGCCAUUUUGGAUAAAGAGCCGAUCAUCGUCAACGGACAGGAGACGUUCGACUCGCCGUCCAGCCAGGCCGGGCCCAUCAACGGCAUGCGGGAACCCCGGCCGCACAGCCCCUCGGCCGAGGUGGCGUCCAACGGCUCGCACGGCUACGCCAGCGACGUGGUGACGCUGGCCUCGUCCAUAGCCACGCAGCCCGAGCUGAUUACCAUACACAUGGAGAAAGGAGACAAAGGCUUCGGUUUCACCAUCGCCGACAGUCUGACGGGAGGCGGGCAGAGGGUCAAGCAGAUAGUGGACUACCCGAGAUGCCGGGGCCUAAAGGAGGGGGACAUCCUGAUGGAGGUCAACAAAAGGAACGUCCAGAAUAUGAGCCACAACCAGGUGGUGGACCUCCUGAGCAAGUGUCCCAGAGGCAGUGAAGUCACCAUGCUGGUGCAAAGAGGAGUGGUGCCAGCCAAGAGGAGUCCAAAGCUGGUGCACCAGUUAGAGAGGAAAGACAGCCAGAGCAGCUCCCAGCACAGUGUGUGCAGCCAUCGCAGCACCCACACUGACUCGCCCAGCCAUCCACCCUCUGCCAUGCCCAGUGAGGCGGUGGCCCCCACCCCUGCUGCCCCAACACAGCCUCUGCCAGGCCUGCCCCCCCAGGACCCCGCAGAUGGCACGCUCACUCUGCAGAAGAAGCCAGACCCCUUUAAGAUCUGGGCCCAGUCCAGGAGCAUGUAUGAAAGUCGACUGCCAGAUUGCCAGGAACAGGACAUUUUCCUUUGGCGGAAGGAUACCGGCUUUGGUUUUCGCAUCCUCGGGGGAAAUGAGCCUGGAGAGCCUAUCUACAUCGGGCACAUAGUGAAGUACGGGGCUGCCGAUGAGGAUGGACGCCUGCGGUCUGGUGAUGAACUCAUCUGUGUGGACGGCACAGCAGUGGUGGGAAAGUCUCACCAGCUGGUGGUGCAGCUGAUGCAGCAGGCCGCCAAACAGGGCCACGUUAACCUCACGGUCAGACGCAAGAGCUCUGGAUACGGAGUAUCUAAAGGAGAAGGCGACGUUCCGCCGUCGCCGGCGUCCUCGCACCACAGCAGCACUCAGGCGCCCAGUCUGACGGAGGGCAAGCGGACCCCUCAGGGGAGCCAGAACUCGCUCAACACGGUCAGCUCUGGCAGCGGCUCCACCAGCGGCAUCGGCAGCGGCGGCGGGGGAGGCAGCGGCAGCGCGGUGGUCCCCGCCUCCCUGCAGCCGUACGACGUGGAGAUCCAGCGAGGCGAGAACGAGGGCUUCGGCUUCGUCAUCGUGUCGUCCGUUUCCAGGCCCGACGCCGGCACCACCUUCGCUGGAAAUGCUUGUGUGGCCAUGCCUCACAAAAUAGGGCGCAUCAUCGAGGGCAGCCCAGCGGACCGCUGUGGGAAGCUGAAGGUCGGGGACCGAAUACUGGCCGUCAACGGCUGCUCCAUCACCAACAAAUCCCACUCGGACAUCGUCAACCUGAUCAAGGAGGCUGGGAACACGGUCUCGCUCAGGAUCAUCCCGGGUGACGAAUCUUCCAACGCUUCUCUACUGACCAAUGCUGAGAAGAUCGCUACCAUCACCACCACACACACCCCUCAGUCCACAGAGUCCCGGAAUAGUUCAAAGUCGAAAGGAGCUCCUCCUCCUCCUCCCACACAAACUCAAACACAGGAUGCUGAGUUUUACUCUGUGGACCUUGAGCGAGACAAUAAAGGAUUUGGCUUCAGUUUGAGAGGAGGACGGGAGUACAACAUGGACCUAUAUGUGUUGAGACUAGCAGAGGACGGGGCUGCUGUCAGAAAUGGGAAGAUGAGGGUCGGAGACGAGAUCCUGGAGAUUAAUGGUGAGAGCACAAAAAACAUGAAGCAUUCACGUGCCAUUGAACUGAUCAAGAAUGGAGGACGGAGGGCUCGGCUCAUCCUGAAACGGGGAGAUGGAUCAGUACCUGAAUAUGACGGCAGCAAUGACGGGCACCCUUCCACACCCGGGGCACAAAACACUCCGGAAGUGAGAACGCUGCCGCACAACAGCAGAUUUCACACCUCAUUGGAGUCCAGUUAUCCACCAGACCUUCACAAACCAUCACGCCAGGAGGAGGCUGCGCGUGGCCGAGACAUGGACAGGAACAGGGACAGGGCCGGGUCGGAUCAAAUGGACUACCAAGGUCGACAAUUUAACCCCCAUCAUCAUCACCCCUGGAAUAACAAUCACAGUCAGAGCACCCCCAGGCAGCAGUCUCCUGACAACGGUAACAGCAGUAGCAGUGGCAACAAGAAGGGCCGUGGCCGCAAAGUCAAGAAGUCCGAGUCGGAGAGCGGCAUCUCCAAACUCCUGAAGACUCUGAGGAAAGACAGCUCAGGGAAAAAGGCUGCAGCUGCUGAGAAACUGAGAGGGCGCGAGCUCUCGAGCAGCAGUUCUACUUUGGACGGGAGGUUCCACCGGCAGCGUCGCGGCUCCCUCGACCGCUCACCCACCCGAAAGCGCGCCUCUUCUCCCGACCGCCGGCGGGCCAAGUCGAUGGACCGCAGGGCCGAGCGGGCGCACCGCGACCACACACCCGAGCGUGAGUACGACGACGGAGGGUUCCUCGCGGCCACCCCCGAACGGAAGUUCUACGAGCGGAGGCUCCUCAAGGACUCGCAGACGGCCGGGCGGGUCAGGGAGGCGUCGACACCCGAACGCACCAACAACAACAGCGGGAGCUCCCUGUCUCUGUCCAGGGGCCGUGCGUACGACCGAGCCAUGAAGAACGGCAACCUUUUGAGGGACCCUUCCUCAGAGAGGCGGGAGGAGAGAUACCAGAUGAACGGGACGACGGAGAGACGAUACAGAGUGGAACGGGACUCUUCCCCCGACAGCAAUUACAGCCGGGAUGAGCUGAACUAUGCAGCAGCGCCCAGACUGAAAGACUACUACAGCAUGAUGAAGAACAACGCUGCACACAACAACGCUGCCUACAACAACACAGGCCACAACAACAACGCAGCGGGCCGCAGCCCAAAGCAGCUCCCUGAGCCCAAGAGAAGGCUGUACAAAGAAAGCCCCAAAGACCUCAGCAUCUAGAGCAGAGCAGAGAUCCCCCACCAUUCUCUCCUCUGUCUGUGCAAACUAUGUACCAUACACUGGAAUUGGAAUUCUGAGGAUACGAACUCUUGUGAUUCAUUUGGCUGAAUGGUUUAUUGAUUGAUUUGAUUGACUUAAGUACUUGUGUUCCCACCCAGAGAUUCAUUAAAACAGCAGGAGUACAAUCCUUCUAUCAGUUCAUACUGGUUGUUUUGUCAUUGUUAUUUUGAACAUAACAAAGCUUGUUGUACUAUAGUAAAGGUAUUGUAUGUGCCUGCAUAUGAAAUCAGUGAUUUUGCUUUUUUUGUAGGCAUUUGCUGACUCUAAAUAUUUGUUCCCUCAGAGGUAUGAAACAUGCUUCCAGUUGUGGGUGACUAAGCUUGUUUUCAAAAGGUUUUUAAAUGUUUGUUAUUUUCCUCCCCCCCAUUUCUGAAUUGCUUUACUGAACAAACUAUAGCACAAGACACUGAUGGUUCACCAGAACUGUGAAAAAUCAUGUUGGAUAAGGUGAGAAAUCAAAUUUUAAUAUCUGAUUAUAAAACCUAAUAUAUGAUCUUUUUGAAUUUGCUCACUAUUUAUUUUCUCGAUCUGGCACAUAUCUUGAGUAAGCUGCAUCGAAUCUCUAAGAACCAAGGUAGAAACCUGUACCUGGUAAAGCAUGCUGUACCUGUUACUCGUGCCCUAUCACUGAAAUGUGUUGCACUUCGCCCUGCUUUGCUCAGAUAUAGCCACAAACAUGCAAAGUUUAGAAGUCAGACAACUGAUAUUACCAUUGACAUUAAAUUUUUUUUAAACAUUUUCCCUGUAGUGGAAUCGCCCCUCGAGAAGAGACUGACUCACUUUCAGCUAAAAGUAAAACUGUUCUCUGAUCCAAAUUUCUUGCUCCACAAAAUUAAGAACUUCAGAUGAGAAUGCAUUUUGCCAUAAUACCAGCUGAAGCUGCCAUACAGUUUGAUUUUUCGGAAAUGCCAAAAGAAAAAAAAAAAAAGAGAGAGGAAAAAAAAGUCAGAUAAAUGUGUAAAUUGUCCCUGUGCAAGAUGCAUGUGUAAAUUAAAACAUAGUUUAACCACUAUAUCUGAUCGGUCUGAAGGAGAAUAAGCGAUGAGGAACAUGCACUGUAAAGCCACAGUGAUUGUUAGCCCUGUCCUCAUGUUUGUUAUAACCCACUUUUCUUUUUUAACACCGACCUCCUUUUGGGUCCUCACACAAAGAGCUGCUGUGGUUUGUUGUGUUGGUGACAUGCGGAGAGUCCCGGUACAGGAGACGACCAAUCUGCCAUGCUGAGCCAUGCCGUCACGCCACUGGAGUCUGACCGCUGCUUUUUAAUGUGUUUUGUGUGUAUUCUCUGUUUUAUGUUUCAUUUGAAAACUAAAAAUAUAUCGGAUGAACCACAACAAAUGCAUUGUUUGAUCACUGUUGUCGCCAUGGUACUGUAUUUAACAAAAAAAAAGAAAAAAAAAACGGAAAAAA